AGGGUUGUAACGCCAAUCUACAGUCGAUCAAAAGAAGACAUCUUUCCAAAUUGAAAAAACCAUCCCGAACGCCACUGAACCUUCCAGGUCUUCCAUGGCCCAAGAAACACUCCCCUAACACGUGGAAUUCUCAUCUCCGAAAAUGUUUUUUGCCACCGCAAUUUCAAAGAAGAUUGUCUCUCUGUUACGGCCAUGGCUACAACAAGAACCAGAACUGGAACUCAAGUUGGGGUUUCUUCGCUCCAACGGAAUAGCAAAGAACCUCCGUUUCGACACUUCCGUUCUCAAUCAGCUUAUCGACGACUCUCCUGGCCUCUCCUUCAAGGACGUUAGGGUUGAUCAUUUGAGCUUUCAAUUAUCGUAUUGUUCUUUUCCCGCGUUAACGAUCGGCGUUCGUGGUGUUCAUGUCACAUUAUCAGGAGGGGAAUUGAAGGAGGAGAGGCGUUUGACACCAAGGGAUACGUAUUCGGAGGAUAUGAAGAAGAUUCUAGCUCUGAUUGAUCCGGAGGGUACUGCUUUGCAUGACAUGCUUGAAAGGAUUUCAGGCACCACACUUUCAAGAAAUUCUCUUACAACUUCUUUUUUGAAUGUUAUACUAAACCACUGUAGAUUAGAGAUCCAUGACAUUCAUAUGCAAGUGCAGUUUUCCAUGUCCACUGAUUCCUUUGGGUGUUUGUUUGAGAUGAAAGAGCUUAGUAUGGAGUCUCAAUAUCUGAAGCAUGGAUGUCUUCUUAAAGGGCUUGUUGGGGCUCUUUUUGCACCGUUGAAAGAGAGCUGUUUUGUUAUUGAUGGUAGAGGUUUUGAGAUCAGACUGAAGAGGGAAGAACACAUCAACUGUGUUUUACCUGCUGUAGAUCUGUUUGCUUGUAUCAAAUUUAAAGAUCUUCAACCUGUAGACAUCAGUCUUCGAGUCCCACAAGUGAGUUUUUCACUUUCCCCACUUGAUCUUCCUAUUAUAUUAGCAUUUGACGUGCUAUUAUCCCAAGGAUCUAAGCGUGUAAGAAGUGGUCGACAACUAUGGAGAAUAGCUGCAAGCAGAAUUGGUUUUCUAAUUUCAGUUCCCAGAUUGUCAUUACAAAGAUUAAUCAGUGUUGUUGGUCUGUGGAUACGUCAUGUAAAUACUUAUGAGUAUUUACUUUCACAAGUUGGAUAUUCUGCUGACUGCUUAGUGAAAAGAUCUGCUGUCAAGAUAUCAGAGGACAAAAUGUUUUCCAAUUCUGUAAAACACAACUGGAAUGUUAUAUCUGAAAUCGAGAAGGAGCUGCCUGCUGAGGCUAUUGCUCAGGCACGACGAAUAGCUCGCUAUAGAGCAGCAUUGAAUGUUCAACAUGCUGGAGAUGUUUAUAUUGAACCACUAAUCAAUAAUCGCUUCAAAUUCAUCUGCAAGAUCAUUUCACUGCUAAAUUUUAUUUGGAAACUUAUUUUCAGCAUAUUCCACUUACUUUUACAUUUUUUAUGUUUGAGGAAUCCCUUUUCUGAACAUCAAAAAGUUGAUGUUAACUUGGGAAUUGCAUCUGAUGGUUCCUGCCCACGGUGUUGCUUCAUUCUUAACCUGGGAAAGGUUUCUGUGAUUGUUUCCCCAGUUAACGUGGUUUGUCCUCCUGUUAGUGAAAAAUUGGAAUCAGAUAUUGGGAUCUCUUACUCUGAAUUACUUUCAUUUUGUAUUUCAAUUGACAUGCUGUUAUUAAUAUACAAAGAAGAAAUUUGUGAACACAGUGUGUCAUUUUCCUGUGGCCAAUUGAAGGUUACAUCCUCAUCUGCUAUGGAAGAUCUUGUUGGGGAAAGCAGUUCAAGAAAUUCUUUUGGUUCCUUAAAGGGACAUCAGAAAGAAAAAAUAAAUGAUUCAAAAACUAUUCUGUGGGGUGAGCCUGCACAAAUGUUUCUCCUUAUGGAAAAUAGUACUACUAAUCAUGCUGAAAGUGCUAGUGUCUCAUUUUUAGAAAAUCUUUUGGAAGAAAUGUCAUUGUCUUGGCAAAGAACUAGCUUGAAAUUUGAGGGAAGUGAGAUCCAGUUUUUGGAAAAUCCAUGCAUCCUCUUGGGGAUUAAAAGCUUUUUGAUUAGUUCAGGCCUUAGGGAUCUAGAUCCUGGGUUAUGGAGUUGUUGCUUGACAGUGGGAAAGUUGAACUUCUCUUUGGGAUAUUCAUCUAUAUUAUCAGUUGCCCUGCUUUGUAAGCAGAUACAACAUGCUCUUUGCUGGGCUAAGGAUAAUGGGAAGUCAAGGGUUAUUUCUCAUUCACCAGAAACCAUUGAAGAUCUGCCUGAAACCAAUUUGAGUAGUAGAUACAAGUUCUAUGCUAGAGAAAUGAAGACAGCAAUUAUUGGAAUGCUUCCGGAGAAACGUGUUGAACUUGGAGUACUCAUUGCUGGUCCUCACAUCCAAAUGUCACUGAGAAAGGAGGGGUUUAAUGGUAGCAAUGAAGAUAUGAAUCAUGUAGUUGAUCAGGAUGAUUUUGAACUUGCCUUUGAUGUGCACAAUAUUGAACUUGCCCUUUGGCCAAUGCCAAAUUCUGAAAUUGCAUCAUCUAUUGGGCACCUUGGAUUGAAUGAUGUGGAACCACAAAGUCUUAGCUGGAAAGAGCCUCGGAUAAUUGAUACUCCUAAAUCAGAUGAUGAAAACUAUAAAUCUCAAAGUCGGACUAGUCUUAGUUUUUACCUAAAAAUUAAUGGUUUAAAUGCCUACUGGGAGGCCUCAGACAAAAAUCAAGAGAGCAAAAUAUUUGCAUUAAAGCCAAUAACCGUGCAGUCAUCAUCAUUCAGGGAGUCUCUCCAUUCAUUUAGCACAACUUUUGUUGCUUUCUCAGCAGCUUUGCAUGGAGUGGCUACAGGAUUCACCUUUUUGUUGUCUAUGGAUGAAUUGUAUGUUUUCCUUCAGGUGGUUGUGAGCUUGUUUUCUUCAAUAUCACUUGCUUUUACUACUGUUAAUUCAAUGGAUUGUGUACAUUGUCAAGAAUUUAUGAGGCAAGAGGUGAUCUUUGCUUCACCUGAGAAUGAGGAGAAGUUGGCAGCUAUUGCAACAGGGGCAUCUUUGAUUUCCAAGAGAAUUCUAUUUGUGGUUAAUGGCACUUUCCAGCUUAAUUCAGUGGACAUAAUUCUUCAAGAUUCAAGGAAAAGUGAUAAAAUGGAGGGUUAUUUAAAAACUAUUAAUGGUUUAAGUGCCAAGAACUUGGAUGAGGUGCCUGAAGACGGAAUUUGGAUUUCUGUUCAUCAAACAUGUUUUGUGAUUUCUUGUGAAGAAGGGAAACUGGAAGUUCACACUGAUUUAUCCCGAAUCCAGUCUGUUGUUUUCAGAUCUCAGAGUCCAAUAGAAACAAGUAUUGAUCAGUCUGAACUUAGAAAUUUGCUGCAACAAUCUCUUGUUUGCUUAUAUGAAAUAUCUCUUUCUAAUCUUGCAUUUACUUUCUCCUUGGCAUCCCUUGAGAAUGUUCCAUCAUCAGGAAGUGUGACCAAUGCACUGGAUGGUUUUACUUCUGGUGAUAUUUCCCCUUCAACAAUUGCCACUGAAACGUCAAAUCUUCAUUCUCUUGGUCUUAAUCAGGCGUUAGGGUUUGCUUCAAUUAACCUAGAACCAGCAUCAAGUCAUUGGUUACUCAUAAAUAUUUCAGUCAGUGAGAUUUUUUUGGUGAGGUCUACGGUGAAGAAUGUUCUGGCUGGAGCACAUCAAAUGAAUAAACUUUUGUCAUCCCUUUCUGUUGGUGGAGAAUUUCAGACAAUCUCUUGGGCAGUUCAGGGUGGUUUUGUUUUCCUUGAUACGACAGCAGUGGUGAAGAUUUUUCAUUGCUUUGCUUCAUAUGCUUGUUGCAUCACGGAUCUUUUAUCUGUUAUGUCAUCAUCUUUGAAACAUAUUGAAAAAACUGAACAUAGUCCGAAUAUGGCUAGACUGGAUGAUCUUUCCAUUGAGGAGCAUGUCCAAGAGACACUAAGUACAUCUCAGCAAGUCAGAUGGGCACUAUUUGAAGCUUUUACAAUGGGCAUUUCUCAAAUUUCUAUUGUACUUGUGGCUGAAGAUGAAUCCGGUAAAUUUCGAGAACUUGUGCUUGAGGCUGACAUCCGUUUGGAUCUUGAAUUAGUGAACAUGAGAAAAAAAUUCAUGCUUGACCUUUCCUCCUUGUCAAUCCUUUCUCAAAUUCUUUGUGGGAGUGUGAAAAAUGAAAUUCAAAUUCCUCACUUUGCUUCUGGCAUAUCAAAUGAUUUGCUAUCUCACUCUUUACCUGGAGAUCCUACAAUAGCAUUUCAGCGUAAGGAUGGGACUCAUCCAGUUCCUGAUGGUGCAAGUAGCUCAAGUGAUCCUGUUUCCAAAAAGGAAGCUUUGAUGCAUAAUUCUGUAUCUGAGGGCUUUCAGUUAAGUUGCCAAAGAUAUAUCUUGAAAAGGUUACGAGCUUUCAUUUUAGUUCAGAAGUCAAUGCCAGAGACUGAGAAUGUUCCUCUACGUUUAUAUCCAGUUUGGGUUGGUAAUGGUUCUGUUUCAGGUUUUGAUAUGAUAAUCUCUCUGUCUGAGAUACAGAUGAUUUUGUCUGCUGUUGCAUCUUUCUCCGAGAUUUCCACCAAAGAGACAAUUGACAACUUGAAACAAGAGCACCAAUCCAGUAGCCAGGGAUUUGACCAUAGUUUGGAAGGAACAGUUCCUAAUGGAGCAAUUGUUGCAAUUCAAGAUAUCCACCAACACAUGUAUUUUACGGUUGAAGGUGUAGAAAACAAGUACAGUUUGGUUGGUGCCCUUCAUUAUUCUCUUGUGGGAGAAAGGGCUCUGUUCAGGGUGAAGUACCAUAAACACAGGAGAUGGAAUUUGCCAGUCUCAUGGUUCUCCUUGAUAUCAUUGCAUGCUAAGAGUGAUUCAGGGGAACCGUUGCGAUUGAAUUGUCGUCCUGGGUCAGGUUUUGUUGACAUCUCCAGCACUAAUGACAGUGAGUGGGCACUUUGGAGAACUGUUUCUUAUAAGCCUGAAAGUUAUGAAGGUGAUGCUGACUGGGAGCCUUACAGUCAACUGACCAAAAACACUUUUUACCUUAUAAACAAGAAGAAUGACUGUGCCGUUGCUUUUGUUGAUGGGAUUCCGGAGUUCGUUAGGAAGCCUGGAAAUCCUUUCAAGUUGAAAGUGUUCCAUGAUUCUUCUCUAGCUUGUGAUGUUGCUGUGCUGGAUAACCACUCUACAGAAACUUCUGGAAGUAAUCUGCAACAUAACCCAUGUGUGGAUAAAGAGAGAACCUUCAUGCAGACUGAAGAUGUCCCUUGCAUUGAUGUAACUAUUGAUGAGGUUUCUCUGACUAUUGUUCAUGAACUUUCAGAUACAGAUGACAAAGUUCCACUUCUUCGGGGGUGCAUCAGUAACAUGCAACUUAUCGUACAAAUUCUGUCUUCUAAGACCAGGGUUAUGAGCACAUUAAGUGUUAUGCUAUAUUACUUUGAGGUGCAAAGACAUUUGUGGAGAGAACUUGUUCACCCAGUUGAGAUAUGCAUUUUCUACCGCUCUAGUUUUCAAAUUGAGGGUUCAGAAAUUGUUUCCCAGAGUGUUCCUAUGCAUUUCUAUUUUAGAUGUAAAGAGGUGGAAAUAUCUCUAACCGAGGUUUCCUUGGACAUACUUCUCUUUGUGAUUGGAAAAUUGAAUUUGGCUGGUCCUUUUUCAGUGAAAACCUCCAUGAUUCUGGCCCACUGCUGCAAGGUCGAAAACCAAUCAGGUUUAAACCUUCUUUUCCGCUAUCAGGAUGAUCAAGGGCUAUCAAUAGCCAGAAAGCAGUCUGCUUCCAUUUUCUUGAGGCACUUAGCUUCAGCUGAUCAAUCUCCAGAGAAUGCAUCAUUUGCUUCAAUUCAGCUUUCAUGGUUUGGAUCUUUCUCAACUUCUCCAAUUCAUCUUUCUCUUUCCAAAACUCAAGUACUCGCUUGGAGAACUCGUAUUGUCUCACUUCAAGAUUCGAAAACUUACCCUGGGCCAUUCAUUGUAGUUGACAUUUCAAGAAAAAGUGAGGAUGGUCUGUCUGUUGUGGUUUCUCCUUUAAUAAGAAUACACAAUGAAACUACAUUCUCUAUGGCGCUACGUUUUCAACGGCCUCAACAAGUUGAAACAGAGUUUGCUUCAGUAUUGCUUAAGACUGGGGAUACAAUUGAUGAUUCCAUGGCUGCAUUUGAUUCUAUAAAUGUAUCUGGUGGGCUGAAGAAGGCAUUGUUGUCUUUAAGUGUUGGUAACUUCUUAUUUUCUUUUAGACCUGAAAUUACAGAUGACUUGGGAAGUUCUAAGAGAUCACUUUCAGUGAGCUGGUCAGAUGACUUUAAAGGUGGAAAGGCUGUUCGGCUCACUGGGAUCUUUGACAAAUUAAAUUAUAAAGUUCGGAAGGCCUUUUCUGUUGAACAUGUGAAAUGUUCCUUCAGCACUGCACAUUGUUCCCUAAAAGCCGAAGGGGCACAUAUUGGUAACAUGCAUUUCCUUAUUCAGAGCAUUGGAAGAAAUGUGCCUGUUAUGCUUCCUGAUAAGUCUGGGGAUCCUUCUGAAAAUAGGAAUUCUCCAGUUGCAUUACAGGAACAAAAGGAAAUCUUUCUUCUUCCUACUGUUCGAGUUUCCAAUUUAUUGCAGUCAGAGAUACAUGUGCUUUUAACGGAAACCGGUGCAGAUCAAUAUACCAGUAUUGGCUCUGACAACAUUGGAAACCAGGCAACCAUUCUAUGCGGAUCAACAGUGGAUUUAUAUGCUAAUCCUACCAUAAUAUAUUUUACUGUUACUAUAACUGCAUUCAGGUCAAGCUGCAAACCAGUGAACAGUACCGACUGGGUUAAGAAGUUGAAUAAGCAGAAAAAUGACGUCUAUCAUUUGGACAUUGAUUUGAACUUUGGUGGUGGGAAGUAUUUUGCUUGCUUAAGAUUGUCUCGUGGGCUUAGGGGUGUAUUAGAGGCUGCUAUCUUUACAUCAUAUGUGCUGAAGAAUGACACUGAUUUUGCCCUCUUUUUGUCUGCCCCAAAUCAGAAGUCUUUAUCUAGGGAUGAAGCUCAGAAAUUUGGUUCCAGCAUUCCUCCUGAGAUAGGAUUAUUUUUGCCUCCAAAAUCAACUGGAUCAUGGUUCUUAAAAUCCAACAAAGUCCGCUUCAAAUUAUUAGAAGGAAAAGCAUCAGAGUCAUUGUUGGACUUGGAUGCUCUAUCUGGCCUUACAGAGAUAAGCUUCGAAACAGAGCAAGUAUCCGGAUUUAAGCAUGUCACAAAGUUGGGGGUGUCUUUGGGACCAUCUUUGAGUAAAGUGGCUGUUCCAUCACAAAUAGUAUCUUUGGUUCCACGAUAUGUAGUAGUCAAUGAAUCAGAGGAAGUUAUCAUUGUCCGUCAAUGUCAUUUGGAGUAUGAUAUGGAACAUAUGAUCCAUAUCAACAGUGGACAGAAAACACCAUUGCAGCUACACAUGGGAUCAAGCAAGAAGAGAGAAUAUAGUCUCUUUGACAACUUUAUCAGAAAGCAUAGAAAUGCUAAUGAUGAUUCAUUAAUAAUUGUCCAGUUUCAGCUGAAGGACACUGGAUUGGGUUGGUCAGGGCCAGUAUGUAUUGCUUCACUAGGACGUUUUUUCCUGAAAUUCAAGCAAUCCUUAGAUGUUUCAAUAUUGCACUCAAAUCAUCUAACACCACAAGACAAAACUUUGAGAGAGUUUGCAAUUGUUCAUAUAGUAGAGGAGGGUUCUACUCUUGUUUUGCACUUCCAAAAACCACCAAAAAUUAAUCUGCCAUAUCGGAUUGAGAAUUGCUUGCAUGAAGUGUCAAUCACUUACUAUCAAAAGGAUUCAGAGGAGCCUGAGACCAUUGGAUCUGGAAGUAGUGUUGAUUAUGUUUGGGAUGAUUCGACUCUUCCACAUAAAUUAGUUGUCAAAAUUGAUGAUAUUCAUGAAUUACGUGAAAUUAACUUGGACAAGGUGCGAGCAUGGAAGCCUUUCUUUAAAAGCUGGCAACAUAGAAGGUUUCCAUUUCAUUUACCAUUGGAUAAUAGGCCAAGUGACCAGAGAAGAACUAAUUUUGGUGGAUUAAAUGGUAUUGAGAUGAUAAAGGUGGGGUAUGAAGUAUAUGCAGAUGGUACCACGCGGGUUUUGCGAAUCUGUGAAUUUCCUGAUAAUCACAAGGGAGACAAAGAAUUCCAGUCAUGUGCAAAGAUUCAACUAAGAGUUCCCUGUUUUGCAGUACACUUACUUGAACAUGGAAAGCAGGAUGUAGAUGCAAGUGAGCCAUCAGAUUACACAACAGUCAUAGUUGUAAAGCUUGAACAUAUCAAUAUGGAUUCUAUAUUCACUAAUCAGCAUAAAUUUAACCAAAUCAGGGUACAGGCAUUGAAUGUGGAGCAGAAGUGGGUAGGAGCUCCUUUUGCAGCAUUGCUUCGAAGACAUCAAUCAGAGUAUUGUGAAAUAAAUGAUAGCAUAUUGCGUGUUGUCUUCGUCCUAAUUUCAACCAACUCCAAUGUUACACAAGUUAAGAAUUCAUCCAUCAUUCUGCAGCCAGUUGAUUUGAACCUUGAUGAGGAGACAUUAAUGAGAAUUGUUCCAUUUUGGAGAACAUCCCUCAGUGACUCAAAAUCUCAGAGUCGCCAGUUUUAUUUUGAUCGUUUUGAGAUCCACCCAAUAAAGAUCAUAGCAAGCUUUCUUCCAGGGGACUCCUAUUCAAGCUAUAGCUCAGCCCAGGAGACUGUGAGGUCUUUACUGCAUAGUGUGAUAAAGAUCCCUGCCAUAAAAAAUAUGGUUGUAGAGCUCAACGGGGUCCUCAUUACUCAUGCUUUGAUAACAAUGCGUGAACUGUUUAUUAAGUGUGCACAACAUUAUUCCUGGUAUGCUAUGAGGGCCAUCUAUAUUGCAAAAGGGAGCCCAUUGCUUCCACCAUCUUUUGCAUCUAUUUUUGAUGACUCAGCUUCAUCUUCUCUAGACGUCUUUUUUGAUCCUUCCAGUGGGUUGAUCAAUCUUCCAGGUCUCACUUUAGGUACCUUCAAACUUAUCAGUAAAUGCAUUGAUGGUAAAGGGUUCUCAGGGACAAAACGCUAUUUUGGUGAUCUGGGAAAAACUUUAAGAACCGCAGGGUCGAAUGUACUCUUUGCUGUUGUCACUGAAAUAUCAGAUUCUGUUUUAAAGGGUGCAGAAACAAGUGGUUUUAAUGGAAUGGUGAGUGGUUUUCAUCAAGGAAUACUAAGACUGGCGAUGGAGCCGUCACUUUUGGGGACUGCUUUUGUAGAAGGUGGCCCAGAUAGAAAAAUUAAGCUUGAUAGAAGCCCUGGGGUUGACGAGUUAUAUAUUGAGGGAUAUCUGCAAGCCAUGCUAGAUACAGUAUAUAAACAAGAAUACCUGAGGGUGAGAGUCAUUGACAACCAGGUUUUCCUCAAAAACCUACCCCCAAACAGUUCCCUUAUAGAAGAGAUCAUGGAUCGUGUGAAGGGUUUCCUUAUAAGCAAGGCAUUGUUGAAAGGAGAUUCUUCAACAACUUCUCGCCCUCUACGCCAUCUUCGAGGAGAAAGUGAAUGGAAAAUUGGACCAACGGUUCUAACUCUAUGUGAACACCUCUUUGUGAGUUUUUCCAUCCGCAUGCUGAGAAAGCAAGCUGGUAAGCUUAUUGGGAGCAUAACGUGGAAGGAAAAAUCUGAUGACGGCAAUCAGAAAGCAAUUGUGCCAACAUCCCAAUCUGAUGGUGAGAAUCAGAAAGCAAUUGUCCCUGCAUCCCACUCUGCGGAGGGGCUCAAGGUGAAGUUUAUGUGGAGAUGGGGGAUUGGCAAGUUUGUUUUGUCCGGCAUAGUAGCAUAUAUUGAUGGACGGCUAUGCCGUAGUAUCCCUAAUCCGCUAGCAAGACGUAUUGUGAGUGGUUUUUUGUUGAGCUUUCUUGAGAAAGAUGAUCAUUAAUUGUGGAUAUUCUUGUAUAUAUAGGAACAAUUUUCUUUUCAAAAUUUUGUUUGUUUGUUUUGGUCCUUUCCUUUUGAUCAACAAUUACAUAUCGUCUCUUUCAGUUCC
This is a messenger RNA of Vitis vinifera (wine grape), 9937 nucleotides long. RefSeq lists its product as uncharacterized. Bases 143 to 9829 code for a protein of 3228 amino acids. Gene Ontology annotation, cellular component: extrinsic component of membrane. The transcript is spliced from 36 exons. The record is from RefSeq and is a predicted model, not a curated record. Gene Ontology annotation, biological process: protein retention in Golgi apparatus; protein targeting to vacuole. Lineage: Eukaryota; Viridiplantae; Streptophyta; Magnoliopsida; Vitales; Vitaceae.